Messenger RNA from Clonostachys rhizophaga, 1242 nucleotides. The record is from the annotation of a GenBank genome assembly. Lineage: Eukaryota; Fungi; Ascomycota; Sordariomycetes; Hypocreales; Bionectriaceae.
AUGGGCGUCUCCGAUACUGCCUAUCCACUACUACCUACCCUCGAGGGUUAUAGCACAGGACAUCCUGAUGUGUUUGAGGUGCCUCUCCAACUACGCAACAUCUACCCCACUGACAACUUCAACCGCGACGUGAUGGGAGCCUGGUGGGAUACCUCAGUCCUCGAUGGCCACCCCCAUGAUGCAUCACAGCAGCUGUCUUCAGCUCUCAAGUCGGCCUCAUUCAUAGUUCUGGACCAGGGGAUGUAUGACUUGCUAGUGUCUCCAGGAGAAACAUCUGUUCCCAUGGUAGAGCGCAUCUUUGAGUUCCCUCAGCCGCCUUCCUUCGCUAAGCGUAUGGUUCAUGAUGGCACGGUAUACUCUCCUGAGUGCAACUGCAUCUUCUUUGCCGAGAUGCACCCGCCUAAGCCCGGUUUCUCGACCGGAGCAAUGCCAUGGGUCUGGCGUGUAAAUCUUUCCAAGGACCCUCCAACGACCGAGAAAGUAUACCCAUCGCCACAGCUUACAGUCCCUAACGGUGCAUACUAUCACAAUGGAAGUGUGUACUGGGCUCACGAGGGCAACUAUACUGUGCCAGGCGGUAUAGUGCGAAUGGACCCCGUUACCCUACAAACCGAGGUCGUACUCAAUAAUUGGUUCGGCCAUCGCUUCAACAGCCCUAAUGACGUUGCCAUUACGCGAGAUGGUGUUGCGUACUUCACAGACGGUUAUUAUGGCUACGAUAAUUUUAACGAUACACUUAAGCCGGAGCUUGCAAAUGGCGUUUGGAGAUGGGAGAUGACAACAGGCGACGUGCGAAUGGUUUCUGGCGCAGGUGGAGGACCAUUUACGAAUCCCAAUGGCAUUGCACUCAACAAGGAAGAAGACCGUCUCUACGUCACCAACAGAGGGAAUGCAACUGAUAACCCUGCUGGAGGUCGAACGAUCUACGAAUUCGAGCUCGACCAUUACGGGAAGAUCAACAAUGGCCGACGUUCCCGCCCGGUCAAGGGGGGUGAGGUUUUCACCUUCUCUGACUCAGGGUUUCCGGAUGGUAUUAAACUAGACCGUGACGGCCGUAUGUACGGUGCUGUGACUGGAGGUGUACAUGUCUUGGACGAAUCUGGUAGGCAACUAGGCAUUAUCCGAAUUAGCGAGGGUGAUGUUGCCGUCAACAUGCAAUGGGUAAAUGACUGGCUGUACAUUGCGGGUAGGGCGAACCUUUACCGGGUCAAAUUGAAUAGCAAAGGAUCACAGCAGUAUUAG